Molecule: messenger RNA, 1047 nt
Organism: Cynocephalus volans (Philippine flying lemur)
Lineage: Eukaryota; Metazoa; Chordata; Mammalia; Dermoptera; Cynocephalidae
Exons: 3
Coding region: 1-1047 (348 amino acids)
Source: RefSeq, a predicted model, not a curated record
AUGCUCUUCGGGAAACUGAGGCUGGGGGGGUGCCGCGGGGAGCCCAAGGUCACGCCUCGAGCAGGGCCGGCGCCUGAGCGCGGAGCUGAGGUCCCCGCAGAGGACACGGCCCCGGCCGGGGAGCUGUCCGCGGUGCUGACGGUGCCGCGCGUCCGCCCUCGGGCCACCGAGGAAACUGAGGCCCACGGCCCCGGUCGAGCUUCAGGGCGCGGCCUGGACCGGCCCGCCCCACCCCGGUCCCCAGCGGCAGCUCCUUGUCACCUGCCAGGGCCCUGCCCCGUCACCCAGCCCGCGGCCCCGUCCGUCCUCGCGGCCUUCAGGGAGCUCCAGCCUGGACCCCGAGCCCGGACCCCCCAGCACGUGCACGCAGAGCCAAGCGGGGUCUGUGGGGAGGCGCCGGCCUGGCUCCCGCCCCAGGUUCUGCCCGUGCAGCCGCAGGAGGUUCCAGGAGGUCCCCCCGCACACGCAGCCCCGCGCCCCGCGGCCGCCGCCGGUCCCGCGCCGCCAUUGGCUGUUGCCAUGGCACCAGCCCGUCUUCCCGCGCCGCCAUUGGCCGCCGCGCCUGCAUCCCCGGCCGCGCAGCCUCCCCCGCGCGCGGUGGGCUCGCCCAGAGCCGGGAGCCGCGGCGCCGCCUGGCCGGGCCGGACCGGGCUUUGUCCGCCGCGGAGCCCCGGAGCCUGCGCCCUGCGGCCGCCCGGCCGGGAUUCCAGGCGAGGCCCGCGGAGCUGCGCGCAGGGAGCGGGCCCCAGGCCGGGCGCCCCAGCCAGCCCGGCGGCAGGUCAGCGGGCGCGUGUGACCUGGGCGGAGCGGUCCCCACCCCCUCUCUCGGCCUCGCCCGUCACCACAGACCCUGGAACCUUCAUUGCUCCGGGGCGGGAGCUGCAGGGGAAACUGAGUCCCGGGGAGGACGGACCCGCGCACGCACCCACCUCCCCCGGAGGUGAUGGGAGGCGGGGAUGGGCGGGAGUCUGCGGGCCUGCUGUGUGCCUUGGGGGUGUAGCCGCGCCCUCCUGGGCGUCAAAGAGGGGGCCGGGGUUAAAGGAGUGA